Messenger RNA from Penicillium salamii, 1656 nucleotides. The record is from the annotation of a GenBank genome assembly. NCBI's taxonomy places the organism in Eukaryota, Fungi, Ascomycota, Eurotiomycetes, Eurotiales, Aspergillaceae.
AUGGCGAGUACUUCAGUCACCGCCUCCACCUCCCUCCCCGAUCAACCUCGCCCGAGUCGUUUGCGCCGCUUCAGUCAACUGCGGACUUACACUCAGACUCUAUCGUCCACUGGCUCUCAGCGAUCGAGAAAUAGUAUAAGUAGUCGAGUGCCUUGGCGCUCCUCGGUGUCGGGCUCAAACUCUCCGGUGGAGAACUCCACCACUCCAUGUCCUGAAAUUGAACCAUCUCUCUCCCGCUACACCUCCGCGCCUGCCCCUACUUACGGUAUUGGUGAACUCAACAGCCACACCUCCUCCACAGAGUCUGCCACCUCCACCCCGUUGAACGAGGUUGCGGAAACGCCAGAUGAUAUGGCGCGGCUGAGGAGCGCAUCGGCCGUCCAGCGCCCCCCCUCUCGCACACUGGAACGGACAACCACUAAUUCUCAAGAACCAACCCCGUCCCCUGAACCGAGCGUAGCCUCAAACCAUACAGCAGAAGCUACCCCCGCGGAGUCGAAUACCCCACCAAGGGCGGAAACAAAAGCGACGAUUCGGUUCUUUCCCUACACGGACGCCUCUCAGAGCUCCAGGCCGUCUCUACCUUUCGUCCCAGUCACUCGAACUCUUCCAUCGGAAAGCUGUGUGAUUCGUGUUGGCCGAUACUCUGAACGUGAUGGUGUUCCGAUCCCCAACCCAACUGAACCUACCGAUACCCCUGUUGGUUUCAAGUCCAAGGUUGUGAGUCGGAAACAUUGCGAGUUCUUGUAUGUGAAUGGGCAAUGGCACAUCAAGGAUGUUGGAAGUUCAUCGGGAACUUUUUUGAACCAUAUGCGCCUAAGUCAGCCGAACAUGGUCUCUCGUCUGUACUCCAUCAAGGAUGGCGAUAUUGUGCAGUUGGGUAUUGAUUUCCGCGGGGGAGAAGAAAUGAUUUUCCGAUGCGUUCGAAUCCGUAUCGAAUGUAAUCGUUCAUGGCAGCAGAAGCCUAAUGAGUUCAACAAAAACACCGAGAGUUUGAUCAAAAACCUUGGGAAAGGAGAGACUGCUGACUAUUCGGGCUGCCGCGAAUGCUCGAUUUGCCUUGGCUCUGUCCUGCGGCCCUACCAGUGUUUAUUCAUGGCAGCAUGUGCGCACGUCUGGCAUUACAAAUGCAUCAGUCGUCUGCUGCACUCGCCAGACUACCCUAUGUUCCAAUGCCCGAACUGUCGCGCGUUUACCGACCUCAGCGCCGACGUUGAUGAUACCAACGAAAUCGAUGACACGCCAGCAAACGACGAGACCGGAGAUCAGGCCUCAAAUUCCACGGGAGAACCGGAAGCAGAUGCACCCUCGACUUCUGCAACGAACAGCACAGCAGAGCCGCGUGACCAUCUGCAAGAACUUCCCGAGGAAGCAAUGUUGGCCAACAAUGUCGAGAAUUUGCAUUUAGAAGAGCUGGAUCAGGAAAUGGAACACGCUUUCCGCACAGCCUCUCCAGCUCUGGAUCCGGCCAGCACCAGUCUCGCCCGCAGCGCCACUAUAAGUAUACCUGGCUGGCAGCCGUCGCUGCCACUCAGCGUGCCUGCGGGUCGCCAACCUCAUCUGCGAUCCGACACGCCCACUUCCGAUGACAACCCAUUGACUCCGCGAAAUGACUCUGGACCGCUGGCAUUUGAUGGUCGAGCAGGCAUGCCGUAG